Molecule: messenger RNA, 1080 nt
Organism: Microsporum canis CBS 113480
Lineage: Eukaryota; Fungi; Ascomycota; Eurotiomycetes; Onygenales; Arthrodermataceae
Product: vacuolar ATP synthase subunit d
Exons: 4
Coding region: 1-1080 (359 amino acids)
Biological process (GO): vacuolar transport; proton transmembrane transport; vacuolar acidification
Cellular component (GO): proton-transporting V-type ATPase, V0 domain; vacuolar proton-transporting V-type ATPase complex; fungal-type vacuole membrane
Molecular function (GO): proton-transporting ATPase activity, rotational mechanism
Source: RefSeq, a predicted model, not a curated record
AUGGAGGGCCUCUUCUUCAACGUGGACAACGGCUAUGUCGAAGGAGUCGUUCGCGGAUACCGCAACAACCUGCUGAACUCGCAGAACUACAGCAACCUGACACAAUGCGAUACCGUGGACGACGUCAAGCUCCAGCUCGGCCCAUCCUAUGGCGACUUCCUGGCUGCUCUCCCUCCGAACCCUUCUACAUCUGCGCUGGCCGGCAAGGCCACCGAUAAGCUUGUUGCUGAGUUCCGUUAUCUCCAAGCACAGGCCAGUGGCUCGACGGCCAAGUUCAUGGAAUACCUUACCUAUGGUUACAUGAUUGAUAACAUCGCCCUCCUCAUUACCGGUACCCUCCAUGAGCGAGACACCCGAGAACUCCUGGACAGGUGUCACCCGCUCGGCUUCUUUGAAACCAUGCCAGUCCUCUGCGUAGCGACCAAUAUCGAAGAGCUGUACAACUCUGUCCUCAUCGAAACCCCUCUAGCGCCGUACUUCAAGGGCAGCCUGAGCCAUCAGGAUCUAGACGAGCUGAAUAUCGAGAUCAUCCGCAACACGCUGUACAAAAACUACCUGGAGGAUUUCUACCGGUUCAUCAACACCGAUCCGGAGCUCAAAGACUCUCCUACCUCAGAAGUCAUGUCUGAAGCCCUAGAGUUCGAGGCUGAUCGUCGAGCGAUCAACAUCACCCUGAACUCGUUCGGCACCGAACUCUCCAAAGCCGAGAGAAAGAAGCUAUAUCCAGAAUUCGGAAAACUAUACCCGGAAGGCUCUCUGAUGCUUUCUCGCGCAGAUGAUCUCGAGGGCGUCUCUCUCGCCGUGACGGUCGUGGCCGACUACAAGGCGUUCUUCGACACCGUUGGCCUAAACCAGUCCGGCUCCGGUGGCCCUGGUAGUGACGGUAGGAGCUUGGAAGACCUCUUCUACCAGAGAGAGAUGGAGCUGUUGAAGCUGGCAUUUACUCGCCAAUUCACUCCUGCUAUAAUAUACGCUUGGGUGAAGCUACGGGAGCAGGAAAUUCGCAACAUCACUUGGAUCGCGGAGUGUAUUGCCCAGAACCAGAAAGACAGGAUAGGGAACUAUAUAAGUGUGCUUUAG